AUGUCACAGAAAAAGCCAAAAAAACUAUUUAACAAACUCGUUGUGUUUGUCAAACCCACUUGGGGAGCACAUCCGGAAAAUGUAAAAAUUAUUUAUGAACACGUGAUUGAGCCUAUCAUACAUUACGCGGCUGGUAUAUGGUCAGCCGCACUUAAAUAUAAACACGUUACAAAUAAACUCCUCUCACUUCAAAGACUUUUUGCCAUUAAAAUCAUCCAGGGGUUCCGCACCAUCAGUACGGCGACUUCCAUCUCUUUAGCUCAACUCACUCCCCUUCCCGCUAAGAUUUUGGCGGUGGCUGACAUUGAACUCUCCAAACUGCGAGGUUUCUCUAGGUUUCUCCCCUCGGACACGCCAUUAGAAAGGCCAUCUCCCCCUUCCAACCUUCUUCAUCCCGCUCUCAGGACUGGCGUUCGGUUCAGUGAAGUUACUGACCUUACUGAGCUGGAUGCUACUUCGCGCUCUGAUACCACUGAAAUCUACACGGAUGGCAGUAAGCAUGAUGGCAGAGUGGGUGCAGCUUUCAUUGUCCUCCAGCCCCACGGGAGCCCCAUUAUCAAAAGAUUUAGACUACACGAUUGCUGCUCCGUCUUUCAGGCGGAGAUGCUUGCAAUCGAUGGAGCUUGCGCGUGGGCUAUACAAAAUAAAAUUCCACAAACUCGCAUUCUCUCCGAUAGCUUGUCUGGGCUCACUGAACUCACAAACCCUAACAGCUGCAACCACUUUGCCGUCAGCAUUUUUCGCAGCGUUCACGCUGCCUGGGAAAUGGGACUCGUGAUCCAGUUUGCCUGGGUUAAAGCGCACGUUGGUAUCCCCGGCAACGAGAUCGCGGAUAGCGCUGCCAAGACUGCCGCUCUCUUGCACAGACGACCCGAUUACUUACACACUCCCAUCAGCUAUAUCAAGCAUGAGAACUCUCUCCUCACCAAACAGGCUGCACGGGAACUGUACGGGCGAUGCACUCACAUCCUCGGACUGUUCCCAGAUCUACAAAACCUCACCGACUAUUUAAAGACGAUUAAACCAUAUUUCGCCAUCACUCAGAGCCUCACCAACCACGGUUACCACAAAUCAUACCUAUUCAGAUUCAAAAUAACAGAAAACGAUCUAUGUCCCUGUGACAAUCAGUCCUCGCAAACUCUGGAGCAUCUCAUUGUGAAAUGCCCCAGAUUUGCUUCAACCAGACUUUCGCACUCCAUCGCUGCCGGAAACCUCCCGGAACUAUUCGAAAUCCCUUUUAUUAUGAGCAGGCCAGAAACUAUUAAAACUUAUCACAGGCACAUCAGCUACAUUAUAAAACAACUAAAAUCAUUUAACUCUCUCAUUCCGUAA
Messenger RNA from Pararge aegeria (speckled wood butterfly), 1332 nucleotides. RefSeq lists its product as uncharacterized. The transcript has a single exon. Bases 1 to 1332 code for a protein of 443 amino acids. Lineage: Eukaryota; Metazoa; Arthropoda; Insecta; Lepidoptera; Nymphalidae. The record is from RefSeq and is a predicted model, not a curated record. Gene Ontology annotation, biological process: DNA replication, removal of RNA primer. Gene Ontology annotation, molecular function: nucleic acid binding; RNA-DNA hybrid ribonuclease activity.